Manihot esculenta (cassava) is the source of this 2006-nucleotide messenger RNA. Its product is annotated as acyl-lipid (9-3)-desaturase. The coding region runs from base 238 to 1581 and encodes 447 amino acids. Gene Ontology annotation, molecular function: oxidoreductase activity, acting on paired donors, with oxidation of a pair of donors resulting in the reduction of molecular oxygen to two molecules of water. The record is from RefSeq and is a predicted model, not a curated record. Lineage: Eukaryota; Viridiplantae; Streptophyta; Magnoliopsida; Malpighiales; Euphorbiaceae. Gene Ontology annotation, cellular component: membrane. Gene Ontology annotation, biological process: lipid metabolic process. The transcript has a single exon.
UUGAAUCCUCGUGGUACUUGGCGACAACCACAAUAAAAAUAUAAUUUCUUCCCACAAAUCAAGAAACAGUAACAGUCGACAAAUAAAGAAUUCCAAUUUCCAUAAUUAUUACAUCAACUCCAACGAUAAAAGUAUAUUCUUUCUCAUGCUUCAUCCGCUCUCUUCAAAAAUAUCUCUGCAUCUCUGAGUUGUGAAAAGAAGAGAGAAGAAAGAAAGCUACCCUUUUCUCCUUCUGCCAUGGCUGAGCCAAGGAAGUACAUUUCACAGGAAGAGCUUCAGAGUCACAAUACUCCUGGGGAUCUAUGGAUCUCUAUAAACGGCAAGAUCUAUAAUGUUACUGAUUGGUCUAAGGUCCAUCCUGGAGGUGAGCUUCCAUUGCUUAAUCUUGCUGGCCAAGAUGCUACAGAUGCUUUCUUUGCUUACCAUCCUGGCACUGCUUGGAAGCAUCUUGACAAAUUCUUUACUGGGUAUUUUCUCGAGGACUACUCUGUUUCUGAGGUAUCAAAAGACUAUCGAAAACUGGCUGCUGAGUUCUCAAAAAUGGGUCUUUUUGAAAAGAAAGGGCAUAUUACAUUGAUUUCUCUAUGCCUCACAGCAGUGCUGUUUGCUUUGACUGUUUAUGGGAUUUUAUGCUCCAACAGCACAUGGGUUCAUCUUCUUUGUGGUGGUUCAAUUGGGUUUCUGUGGAUACAGAGUGGGUGGAUUGGACAUGAUUCUGGGCAUUAUAAUGUCAUGAUUAGCCCUGAAAUGAAUCGUCUAGUGCAGAUCUUAACUGGCAAUUGCCUUGCAGGGAUCAGUAUUGGGUGGUGGAAAAGAAACCACAAUGCCCAUCACAUUGCUUGUAACAGUCUUGAUUUCGAUCCAGAUCUGCAGCAUUUGCCUUUCUUCGCGGUAUCUUCUAAAAUUUUCUGCUCAUUUACGUCUUAUUUCUAUGAAAGGAAGAUAAACUUCGAUUCUUUUGCUAGAUUCUUGGUUAGUUAUCAGCAUUGGACUUUUUAUCCUGUUAUGUGCUUUGCCAGGAUUAAUUUGUUUGCACAGUCUUUCUUGCUCUUGUUAUCCAAGAAAAGGGUACCCAAUAGGGUUCAAGAGAUUUUGGGAAUACUUGUGUUUUGGAUUUGGUAUCCUUUACUUGUUUCUUGCUUACCCAACUGGGGAGAAAGGGUGAUGUUUGUUCUUGCAAGUUUCGCAGUUACUGGGAUUCAACAUAUUCAAUUCUGUCUGAAUCAUUUCUCAUCCAGUGUUUAUGUCGGUCCUCCCAAUGGGAAUGAUUGGUUUGAGAAGCAAACAAAGGGCACACUCAAUAUAGAUUGCUCGUCAUGGAUGGAUUGGUUUCAUGGUGGAUUGCAGUUUCAGGCUGAACACCACCUGUUUCCCCGAUUGCCUCGCUGCCAGCUUAGAAAAAUCUCCCCCUUUGUUAAGGAGCUAUGCAAGAAGCAUAAUUUGCCUUACGACAGUGCAUCAUUCUGGAAUGCUAAUGUAAGAACAAUUCAGACUCUUCGAGCUGCAGCCUUGCAGGCUAGAGAUCUUUCAAAUCCAGUUCCAAGAAAUUUAGUUUGGGAAGCUGUUAAUACUCAUGGAUGAGAAAAUUGAGUUGGGCUAUCCAGUGAAAAGCUUUCUGAGGCUUCACUGCUGCAGUUAUUUAUGCUUAUCUGCUGUGAUUUUAGGUUGAUUUGAUUGAUCUGUCAAAUUCUUGGAGGCUUUGAUUGUUUGUCCUUGUAGUUUUUGAAUUAGUUUAAAUAUCAUUCAUCAUUCUUGCUGAUUACCCACAAGCCGAUGUAGUUGUUUCUCCUUGUGUUUAUGAUCAACACAGCAGCAAAGAAUUUAGUGAGAAUGUGAAGUAGUAAAUUUCCAUUUAGUGCUUUGUUUUCUGAGAGAUCAGUUUCCUUGUUUUUUAUUUGAUUUUAUCAGAAAGCCAAUGUAAAGCAAUUGGUCCAUUCCCAGAGUUGUUUUCAACUUUGAAGAUGAGCAAUUCUUUCUCAGCUAUUGAAAUUUCCUUUCUAAUUUAA